Molecule: messenger RNA, 339 nt
Organism: Puccinia graminis f. sp. tritici CRL 75-36-700-3
Lineage: Eukaryota; Fungi; Basidiomycota; Pucciniomycetes; Pucciniales; Pucciniaceae
Exons: 1
Coding region: 1-339 (112 amino acids)
Source: RefSeq, a predicted model, not a curated record
AUGGACAUUUUGGGGAAGGAUCUUUCAUUGUGUGUUGACAAAUUCGAACGAGCCUAUUACACAAGAGCAAAGAAGGUCAUCCUCAAGAAGUUGGAAGAGGCCGAGAAUCAGCCACCCCCACCUCCACCAACCAACGAUCAAGCCCCAUCAUCGUCAACCAAUCUUGAGAGUCAAGACAACAGGACCGAGGCUCUUGCUUCUUCUCAUUGCGAUCCCCUCAAUCUUACAUCGGAACCCAACGAAUCGCAGGUUGAUGACGAAGAAGAGGGAGCCGAGGACCACGAUGGUCCAGUUGGUGAUGCCUGCGACAAUCUCAACAUUGACCCAGCCUUCUUAUGA